GCUGGCUCCGCCCCCAUGUACCUGUACAGCAGGAAUUCAGCAGGUGGGAGCAUGCUCAGCCAUUCCUUCUCGUGCUCGGCCGAGCUGACAAACAACAGCCGAGUGCUGGACCUUCAAAAAGAAAAAGCAGACAUGGAGGAGAUGACGAUAUGGGAGCAGCACACGGUCACGUUAUCGAAAGAUUCCAAGGUCGGCUUUGGUUUUGCGGUCUCAGGUGGGCUUGACAAGCCAGUAAACGGGGACACAGCAGUGGUGGUCUCUGACGUGCUUCCCAGCGGGCCCGCCAUGGGUCGUCUUCAGACACGGGAUCAGAUAGUUAUGGUGAAUGGCGUUUCGAUGGAGAAGGUCACCUCACUUUACACUAUUCAAAAUCUGAGGAACUGUGGGAAAACGGCAAACAUUACUGUGAAGAGGCCACGCACAAUUCAGAUCCCUGCGAGCAACAGACCUACUCGUUCUGCCUCGCAGUCCAACAUACUAGACGACGAUAUGCCACAGAGGAGGGGUCAGCACAACACCGACCCCAGCCGUAACCGACGAACUCGAAGCGUGACACCUGACCGUAACGGUCACGACCUUCCUAUCAUGUCCGGCUUCAAGAGACUUCCCAAUCAGGAUGUGCAAGACAAACCCGUCAGAACAACCCUUAUCAAGAAAAAACCCACAGACGAGUACGGCAUGAAGUUGGGGAGCCAGAUUUUCAUCAAACACAUGACUCCCACUGGUCUGGCUGCCAAAGAGGGAAGCCUUCAAGAAGGAGAUCUUGUUUUAAAGAUUAACGGCCUGACGACAGAAAAUCUGUCCUUGCUGGAGACCAAGCACCUGGUGGAGAAGUCUAGAGGUAAAUUGACCAUGUUGGUGUUGAGGGAUGACAGAAAGUUCCUCGUCAGCAUUCCUGAAGUGGAGGACAGUCCUCAAAACAGUGCCGACGAGAGGCGGCAAGACAGUAGCUCAGAGCUGGAGGAAAUCUCAGACCUGGAUUCUGACCUCCCCACAAACCGAACAUCCCGUCCAAGAGACCGUCGCUCUCGCAGAAAUCGUGCCAAUCCUGUGUCAAAACCACGAGAAUCGCCUCCUUUGCGCUCUACACUCACAAGACCACCCGCUCAAUCAAUGCCCCCUCGCAGAGUUCCCUCAGAAUCUGAAUCAGACCGCAGUAACUCGCCUCCAGCGUCAAGACAUGGCACUCUUGAUAACAGAGACCGAUACAAGGUUCUCUCCGGGAUCUCUGCGUUGCCAAACCCUCGAGCCUCACCUGUCACCCAGAACUGGAACUCCUCCACUGCCUCUCAGCCUCGCAGAGCCAUUUCUGAGUCCGAUUCAGACCGAAGCGCCUCUCCUCCCCCAAGGCGUGAGAGUCCCAAACCUGAAAAUCACUCCAGAUACAAGGUGCUUCCCGAUCUUCCUCCUCCGGGUAUGAAGUCCUCCUCUCUUAGCAUGUCUCAGGAUUUCCCUCGCCGCAUGGCGUCUCCUUACAGGCCUCCACCCAGAGCUGCAUCAGAGUCUGAAUCGGACGAUAGUACCGGACCUCAGCGCAGCCAGGAGUCGCACAAUAGAUACAGGGCGACACCUGAGGUCGUGUCAGUCCCUGUAAUGGAUCCCCCAAAAUGGGCAAAACCCUCAACUCCUGUACAGAGAGCUCCCUCAGAAUCUGAAUCAGAUGUAAGUUACAACUCUCCUCCGAGAACACAGUCUCCAAUCAGUAAAAACUCCAGAAGCAGACCAGGAGCUGAAAUGCAAGCGUCGGUCAUCAACAGCCGACAGGAUUCUUCACUCAGAGCCGCUCCUGCCAGACCACCCUCUGAAGAUUCCUCUGAAUCAGAAAGAGCCCCAUCGCCUGUCAGGAGAUCUGAGAGUCCCAGCCACAACAGCGAUCACAGUUUCCCACGUGCUAACGGCACUCUCCGCUCUAACGUGUCUGUUCCCAACCACACCAUUUUGAGUUCGAAAACUGUAGAGGAGCCACUUUAUUCACUUCCUCCAGACGCAGUGCCAACACCAAACCUGGGGUACAGCUCAGAUCAGAACCACGUCAGCUUUGUGAAGGAGGGCAAUGUUGGGUUGAGGUUGGUGGGAGGAAAUGAUGUUGGCAUCUUUGUUGGUGGAGUCCAGCCCAACAGUCCAGCCCAGAGACAAGGCAUGCAAGAGGGUGAUCAGAUACUGGAGGUGAAUGGUGUGGACUUCAAUCACUUCACCAGAGAGGAAGCAGCUAUGUAUCUCAUGAACAUCCGCGCUGGUGACCGUAUCGAUAUCCGGACUCAGAACAAAAUGGACAUCUAUAAGAAGAUUUUGAAGUCCAGCCUUGGUGACUCUUUCUACAUCCGUACACACUUUGACCACAUGGCUGAGAGCAGUAUUGGCUUGAGCUUCACCAGAGGCGAGGUGUUCAGAGUGGUGGACACUAUGCACCGCGGGAAGCUGGGAACCUGGCUAGCUGUGCGCAUGGGCAAUGAUCUACACGAGCUGGACAAAGGCACCAUUCCUAACCAGACCAGGGCUGAAACUUUGGCGAAUUUAGAGCAGGCACAGAGAAUUAGUGCAGCUGAACGCCAGGCCUCCGGCCCCAGAGCCGAAUUCUGGAAGUUACGGGGUCUCAGAGGGGCCAAAAAGAAUGUCAAAAGAACCCGCGAUGACCUCCUACAGUUGACGAUUCAAGGCAAAUUUCCAGCAUAUGAGAAAGUCAUUCUGAGAGAGGCCAAUUUCAAACGGCCUAUCGUCAUUUUGGGUCCUCUGAAUGACAUUACAAAUGAGAAGCUGGCCCGAGAGUUGCCAGAGGAAUUUGAAGUUGCAGAAAUGGUACCCAGAAGUGGAAGUGAAAGUUCAUCCAGUGUCAUCAAACUGGACACAGUGAGGCGAAUAGCAGAGCAGGAAAAGCAUCCCUUGCUGGACAUUACACCCAGUGCAGUAGAAAGAUUGAAUUAUAUCCAGUACCAUCCCAUGGUGCUCUUCUUGGAUCCUCAUAGUCGAAAAGACGUGAAGUCAAUGAGGCAAAAAUACAUGCCAGGCUCCAACAAGAGCUCUCGUCGCCUAUAUGCUCAGGCCUUAAAGCUGAGGAAACACUAUAGUCAUCUAUUUUCCGCACGUAUUGAUCUUCAGCCUAAUACAAACAUGUGGUAUGAUGUUUUGAAAGAUAAGAUUCGGCAGCAGCAAUCUAAACCGGUCUGGGUUUCUGAAGUUGCGGUAAGAACUCUAGAGAGAAUUAUGGUACUAAAUGGUGCACUCACAUCAUGUAGAAUUAACGUAAUUAUACGUUUUCAACUUAAAACCGACGGUGAGGCAAUUACGGAUGGUGAAGCCUACACAGACAACGAGGACCUGGAAGAGCCCUCUGUAGGCAUCGCCAGAAACCGCGGCACUGCACUGGCCCGCUCCUCGGAGCCUGCCACUGGGCAGAAUCAAAGUCCUGAACCUUCCUAUGACCCAGAGCCAUACCUGGAGGAAGAGCCCGAGUACACCCUACCUCCCGGGGAAAUACCUCCCAUCCUCCAUGUUCCAGAGCCCCGAUCUCCACGCUUUGUCCCUGGCAGUCCCCAACAACAAGACGAUGUCCCCUCACAGCGGAGUUUCUCAGAUUCAGACUUUAGUGCUGGUGACUUGGCUGCACCACCAGCACCUUCCGAUGUUCCGCCCAACUUUAGGGCACCAGAUCCCAAAGAAGUCCAAUCAGAGACCCCUCCACUGUCAGCCAUAGAGGAGAAACUACAACAGGCCCGUAUGGCAGAACCAGAAAGGAAACCCUCCCCUUCAUUUAUAGUACUGGCACAUCAUGAAGCCAUGCAAAUGCGGAGAACACAGAUCAGAGGAAGCGACAGUGACAGCGAUGAAGACGACAGAGAUGAUGAUUUUAGUGUAGAUGAUGAUGAAACUGAUGACAUUGAAUGGGGACCUGCAACAGAGCUGUAAUACACAUGGAUCACACUAACAUGGACCUCUCAUGUCUUAGUGUAGACAUGUACAUUUACACAAACAAACUGGAAAUAUUUUUUUAUUUCCAGUGUUUUUUAUACAGUGUCCUUAUGGACUUGUGAUAGAUGACUGUAAUCUUGGAUCGAUUUUGAAGAUUUGUGACCAGAAUUGCUUCCUUUUGUGGGUUUCGUAGUUUUAAUGGAUGUGCUGAGAUCUUCCUCAGGAUUAUAUGAAAAAUAAAUAUUGCCAGUUGUAA
Molecule: messenger RNA, 4162 nt
Organism: Sinocyclocheilus rhinocerous
Lineage: Eukaryota; Metazoa; Chordata; Actinopteri; Cypriniformes; Cyprinidae
Product: tight junction protein ZO-3-like
Biological process (GO): cell-cell adhesion; protein localization to cell-cell junction; establishment of endothelial intestinal barrier
Cellular component (GO): bicellular tight junction; plasma membrane
Molecular function (GO): cell adhesion molecule binding
Source: RefSeq, a predicted model, not a curated record